This is a messenger RNA of Caenorhabditis sp. 36 PRJEB53466, 595 nucleotides long. The record is from the annotation of a GenBank genome assembly. Lineage: Eukaryota; Metazoa; Nematoda; Chromadorea; Rhabditida; Rhabditidae.
AUGUACUGCCUGCAAUGGCUGAUCCCGGUACUUUUAAUCCCAAAGCACUGGAUUCACCCGAUGUUUCUCGUCGAGCAGGCGCUCUUCAUGUGGUUCUACAUUGUCGGAUUCUUUCUUGAAAGGAGGUUCGUCUGAUCUUUAAAAAACAGUGCUAAUACGCUUUGUGGCUAAAAUAAACAAAAAAAUUGGAAGAAAGACCUAAAUAUUCGUAAAUUUUGGGAGCAGAUGUUAAAAAGCUGUAAUUUUGGCUUUUAAACGAACAGAAAACUGAUGAAACAUUCUAAACAGCUUGGCCUUUCACAAAAACUUCAGUUCUACCUGAUUUCUCACUCAAAAUUUGCAGCUAGUCCGAAAAACAAAAGCAUUGGAGUUGAAAAACCGAAAAAGGGAUAAAACUCACUGAAUUCUAGGCCAAUUACUCCUCAAAAUCACAAAAUCAAUCAGUUUCAGACCGUGCCACAUAUGCUCGGGCAUCUUCUUCAUCGCGCUUUCGCUCAUCUGCUACUCGGACCCGGACAGUUGCAUAUUCUGGCCGACGUGCAGCAAGAAGAUGAACGGAGAGGUGUGCAACUACGUCUUCCGCGACCGUCUCUAA